ACAGUUGCAGGGACCAGACUCCAAAAGUUGACUGCUAUUUUCAUACCAUACGGAAGAUAUGGCGAGGAAGGAGACGGUAAGAAACGCCGAGCUGCUUGUAGAGAAAACAAUGAACGGGAACGAUGCUUCCCAUGACCCAGCUCACGUUUGGAGGGUCCGUGACCUUGCUCUAUCCCUUGCUCGCGAGGAAGGCCUCUCUUCCAACCCCACCUCCAUGGAAAUUGUAGAGCUUGCUGCCUUGCUCCAUGAUAUAGGUGACUACAAAUACCUAAGGGAUCCAUCUGAGGGAAAAAUUGUGGAGAAUUUCCUUGAGGAAGAGGGAGUUGGGGAGAACAAGAAGUCUGUUAUUUUGAAGAUAAUAAAGGGAAUGGGUUUCAAAGAGGAACUGGCGGGACAUGCAAAUAGUGAAUGGUUUCCUGAAUUUGGUGUUGUGCAAGAUGCUGAUCGACUUGAUGCAAUUGGUGCCAUAGGAGUUGCUCGUUGCUUUACUUUUGGUGGAAGCAGGAAGAUGAAGCUGCAUGAUCCUGCUAUUCUGCCACGGUGUGAAUUAUCCAAGGAGCAAUACGUGAACAAAGAGGAGCAAACUACCAUCAAUCAUUUUCAUGAGAAGCUUUUGAAGCUUAAAGAUAUGAUGAAAACUGAGUCAGGGAAGAGGAGGGCCGAGAGAAGGCAUAAAUUUAUGGAGGGGUUUCUGAAAGAGUUCUAUGAGGAGUGGAACUGUGUAGCAUAAAAUGAGGAACUUGUUCUUUCCCAGAUCCAUCGCUUAAUAUGUAUAUGCAUGUAGCAUUGGUGCUGUAGAAAGAGCUAAACGGUUAUCGAUUAGCUCAUAUUAGGAUGAUAUUCUGAUUAUGGAGCGUGCAGACUAUGGAGGCCAUUCAAUAUCUAUUCAUGCUUCAUUUUGCAAUUGACUAAGUUUUUUCUGAAACCUUGUGAGGAUGCUGUGGCUUAUAAAUAUGUUGGAUUUGAACUUUGCUA
Molecule: messenger RNA, 975 nt
Organism: Prosopis cineraria
Lineage: Eukaryota; Viridiplantae; Streptophyta; Magnoliopsida; Fabales; Fabaceae
Exons: 7
Coding region: 59-730 (223 amino acids)
Source: RefSeq, a predicted model, not a curated record